This is a messenger RNA of Eruca vesicaria subsp. sativa (arugula), 4809 nucleotides long. NCBI's taxonomy places the organism in Eukaryota, Viridiplantae, Streptophyta, Magnoliopsida, Brassicales, Brassicaceae. The record is from the annotation of a GenBank genome assembly.
AUGUCAAAACCUAAUAAACACUCCUCUCACCAACAACCACCACCAGAGAGAGAAAAACAGAGCAAAUUGGUUAGAGCAGAGAGCUGACAAAGUUUUCUUUUUUCAAUGGUUUGGAGGUUUGUUAAUGGCGUUAUAGACUCGUGGGACUGAAAAGGAGAAGUAUUCACCCGUUGCUUAUCUUCUUGAUUUCUCACUAUUUCACUUCCCCUCACACAGAGCUUCUUAUGGUUAGAUGGAAAUUUUUAGCUGAUGGAGGAAAAUCUGGCUUGAGCAAUUAACGAGCUUACAUCAUGAUGGUCUCACUCCCACACUGGUGGGAUUAUGUGUGAAUGAUUGUCAACAGACCCAUCUUUUCUCUCACUUCAUUUGAUUUUCUUGAACUAUCUCCUGUUUCCUAUAUACAUAGUUUGGAUUUUAGCUCCUUUAGGGCAAAUCUCCUUUGGCAAAUAGUACAACUAGUGAAGUUUCUCCCCUUAGGUGGCUUUCAUACAAGUCAUUUUCUCCGUGGACACUUCACUUUUGGGGCAUAUCUCCUUUGGCAUAUCUCCUUUGGCAUUUUGGAACUCCAGUUACCUGUUGAGUUCCCCUUUGAAGUUCAAUCCAACUGGAUAUACUUCAUUCCAUUUGUUUCGGCAAAUCUCCUUUGGCAUUUCAGAGUCCUCAGUUUGGCUCCACCUUUAUCCCUAGUCGAGCAAAUCUCCUUUGGCAUUAUCCGAGUCCACAGCUGGCUCACGUUAUCAGUAUCAGAGCAAAUCUCCUUUGGCAUUUUCCGAGUCUUACACUUGACUCCUUUACUAUCUUUAGACUUUAGUCACGGUUCCCAGUUUCAAGAUUUUGAAGUAGUCCUUUGCGUAUCCGUCAUAGACGCAUCUAUCAAAGUUACUUCAGGGAAGAAAGAGACACCAUUAUAUUAAGGCAUCUAAAACUAUGGAUAUGAACCUUACUGACUCCGACUGGGAGAGCUCUAGCGACAGUGGUAGCAGUGAACACGAAGAAGUGGAGUUUUCUUAUGGAGGACGGGCUCAAGACAUCUUCUCAAACCUUGAAGAAACCAUUGGCAAAAUCGAUGAUUUCUUGUCUUUCGAGAGGGGAUUCAUGUACGGUGACAUUGUGCGUUCCACAACUGAGCCCUCAGGACAAAGUGGCAGGGUUAUCAACGUGAACAUGUUUGUCAAUCUCGAGAGUAUUCAUGGAAAGAUCGUUAAGGAAGUUGAUACCAAGAAGCUUCAAAGGUUACGUUCUAUCUCACUCUGUGAUUAUGUGAUUAACGGUCCUUGGCUAGGAAGGGUUGACAAGAUAGUUGAGCGUGUCUCUGUCACCCUUGACGAUGGUUCCAACUAUGAGGUCCUUGUAAGGAAUCAAGAUCAGCUUGUGGCCAUUCCUCCAAAUAUGCUAGAGGAUUCUCAAUAUUCUUAUUAUCCAGGGCAGAGAGUUCAGGUAAAGCUGGCUCAUGGUGCCAGAUCAACCUCAUGGCUAUGUGGGAACUGGAGGGAGAACCAAGCUGUGGGGACUGUAAGCUCUGUAGAAGCAGGACUUGUCUACGUUGAGUGGGUUGCCUCCAUCAUCAUGGGUGGUGGUGAUAGGAAUUUAACUGCACCUCAAGCUUUGCAGAGUCCUGAGAGUUUAACUUUGUUACCAUCUGUUUCUCAUGCAAGUUGGCAGCUUGGUGACUGGUGCAUCCUCCCUGGCUCGUCCCACUCUGAUAUAGAAGAACUACAAAAAGGUUUUAGCAGAAACAUGCAGAGAUCAAGCUCUGAUGAGCUUUUUGUUAUCACCAAGACAAAGAUGAAGGUUGAUGUUUUGUGGCAAGAUGGUGGAUGCAGCAUGGGAGUUGAUUCGCAGCAGCUGGUUCCCGUUGGAGCUGUUAAUGCUCAUGAUUUUUGGCCUGAGCAGUUUGUUGUGGAAAAGGAAACGUGCAACAGCAAAAGAUGGGGAGUUGUGAAGGUUGUCAAUGCAAAGGAACAGACUGUGAAGGUACAAUGGGCUGAGAAAGAAGCAAGUGAGCAGAUGGAGGAAAUUGUCAGUGCAUAUGAGCUGCUCGAGCACCCUGAUUUUGGAUUCUGUUUCAGCGAUGUGGUGUUCAAGUUAAGUCCAGAAGCAAAAAUUGAUCCAAAUGCAGGCACAAUCGUUGCUACAGAGACGAAACACCAACUUACAGAGAGUGACUACAGUGGCGCAUAUUGUUUGUCAAGCAUUGGUGUUGUUUCAGGUUUCAGUAAUGGUGUUGUGGAGGUGAAAUGGGCCAAUGGUUCUACUAGUGAGGUUGCACCAUAUGAAAUUUGGAGGAUGGAAAGAUCUGAAUUUUCCAACUCUAGCACUAUAAGUUCUGCAAGUAGUGUUCAAGAUCUAAGUCAGAAGAUAGGUCAAUCAGAUGAAUCAUCUUCAAACCAUCAAGAAACGGGUUUGGUGAGUCUCUACAGUGUUGGUGAAAGCUGCAACAAGAACGUUCCUGAAUCUAGUUCAUUUUUCCUUCCGAAAGCUGCCAUCGGAUUCAUCACAAACCUUGCUUCAAGCCUUUUCGGUUCUAAUGGUUCCACUUCUGCUUUAAGUUCGCAUUCACGUUGCAAUGACACUGAAGAUCUAACCGACUCCGAGGUCCUUGUUCAAGAAGCAACAGAAACACAUGACAUCUCUGAAUCUAAAUCAGAUGAAGUGGAUAUGGACAUGAUGGUCAACUUGCCUAUAGUAGGAAAACGAGUUACCAAGACACUAGAUUCAACUCUUCUGGACAACAGCACGAAUCUAGUGAGCUUUAAACAAUUUGAUAUGGUUACUGACUGCUCAGACCAUCAUUUCUUUUCUUCGGCGAAAGAGUUGGCGCAACCCCCGGUAACAAAGAGUUGGGUGAAGAAAGUCCAGCAAGAAUGGAGCAAUUUGGAAGCAGAUCUUCCCAACACAAUAUACGUGCGUGUGUAUGAAGAAAGAAUGGACCUUAUCCGUGCAGCCCUAGUUGGUGCCCCUGGAACACCAUACCAUGAUGGGCUUUUCUUUUUCGACAUAAUGCUUCCACCACAGUAUCCUCAUGAGCCUCCAAUGGUACAUUAUCAUUCAGGUGGGAUGCGACUGAAUCCUAACCUGUACGAGUCAGGAAGAGUCUGCUUGAGUCUACUGAAUACAUGGAAUGGCUCUGGCACUGAAAUGUGGAACCCAGUGAGCUCCUCCAUCCUUCAAGUCCUUCUCUCGUUUCAGGCACUUGUUCUGAAUGAGAAGCCUUACUUCAACGAAGCUGGCUAUGAUAAGCAGUUGGGCCGAGCUGAGGGAGAGAAGAACUCAGUGAGUUACAAUGAGAAUGCUUUCCUCAUCACCUGCAAAUCCAUGAUCUCGUUACUCCGCAAGCCUCCAAAGCAUUUUGAUGUACUUGUGAAGGACCACUUCACGCAUCGUGCUCAGCAUGUUCUUGCUGCGUGCAAGGCUUACAUGGAAGGCGUCCCUGUAGGAUCAUCAGAGAAACUGCAGGAGAGCUCAACCACAAACUCCACCGGUUUCAAGAUCAUGCUCACUAAACUCUACCCAAAACUUGUCGAAGCAUUCUCAGAGAUUGGAGUUGAUUGCAGCCAAGGGGUUGCACUGGAACCAUGAAGGUUGACACUGUUAGUAACAUCUCCCUAAUAUCCAAUUAGUACUGUAUAAUAUUGGUUUCCGAGGUUGGUUGGUAAGUCCCUUCCCAUGUAGAAUAUGUUUUUGUACUAAAAAUGUGUGAGAAUAAAGAAGGCUGAACAUAGGCUCAUCUUGUAUAAUAUCAAAAUGAUUGUAGUUUUGCAAGAACAAUGUACCAUAUUUUGGAAUAAAAAUGUAACACUUGUGUUUGUAUAUUUGCCUUUACCUUUACCAAUAGUCUAGACAUGAACAAGAACCAUUUUGGAAAUGGUGGAACCUAAGCUUAUCUCGCACUAUGAUCUGCCUAUUGGAUACAAUAGAAAUGUACUUGAAAGCAGAGUGACAAUCCUCACAGAUGCGCAGAUUCUUCACAACUGUAAUGGCUUCAUCUACGGUCUUCAACAAUCCAAAUGCUACAGCAAGCUUCUCACUGUGGUAUAGAAGUGCGUACUCUUUUUCCUCUUCCUCUACUUGAUGCAUCACUUCUUCAGAAACAGGUGCAUACCCAAUUUCCUUGCACCGGCUCAUCAGAUUUUCCAGAUACCUAUAAAUUUCUCCAGUCUCUGGAUGAGACUCAUCACCCAUACUGAACAUAUACGUCUUCUUUCCGACUUCAAUAACACUAUACCCAACCUGUUUUCUAAGGUUGUUCUUUAUCAUUCCAUCUCUGACGUGAGAUACUUCAUCUGUUUUCCCACUCAAGGCGUAGAUAUUUGACAGCAUGACAUGAUGACCUGGAUUUUCUGGCUCAAGGGCUAUGAGCCUCUUGGCGAUUUCUACCCCAAGAUCAUAGUUCCUGUGCAUCUUGCAAGCUCCAAGCAUCGCUGUCCACAACGCUGGAGCCUUUGCUUUCCCAUUAGCAUCAAGUUGCUGUAUGAACCUAUAAGCUUCCUCAAGAAAUCCAGCACGCCCAAGCAUAUCAACCAUACAAACAUGAUGUUCAACUCUUGGAACCAAUCCAUAUCUCUUGCUCAUUCUCUUGUAAACCGAACGUCCUUCCUCAACAAGUCCAGCAUGUGCACAAGCAGAUAAAACCGCUACAAACGUUACAUCAUUAGGUAUUACACCCUUAUCAUCCACCAUUUUAUUAAAAAGAUCUACUGCUUGUUUUCCACAUCCAUGAGUACCAUAAGCAGAGAUCAUCGCCGUCCACGCCGCCACAUUAGUCUCCUUCAUCUUAUCAAACACUCCCCUCGCCUUCCCAACAUCACC